AUGGACAGCUCUCCCGCCUCGCCUUUGGCCCCCAGGGAUCCCAGCUCCCCUGAAUCUUCGAUCGGCGAACAAAUCGCCACUCUACAGGCCCAGCUUGCCGCUCUGCAGGCCUCGCAACCCGCCGCCGCCGCAGCCGCCGCACCCCCGGCCGUCACCGUCGUGCCGGGGAACGCCGCCACCGCAUCCAAGGUCGUGUUUCCCAAGCACGCUCGUCUGGACGGCCCCAAGUCGUUCACCAACUGGUUGCGUCAACUCCGUCUUGCACUCCCGAACCAGGUUCGUGGUUACGUUCUCGACGGUGUCGUUCCCCCGACCUGGACCGCCGACCAGCUUGCCGCACGUGACGACGCCGCCCGGGAAAUCAUCGUUGGCUCUAUCGACUCCGCCGACGUAUCGGCCACCCUCGACGCCAUCCCCAGCGACGACCUGUCGGCACCGCGCAUCUUUGCCGCUCUCAAGGCUCGUUUUGCACCGGACGACGCUACACGCACUCUCGAGUUGUUCGCUCGCCUUUGGGACUUCAGGAAGAUGCCUGCCUCCGUCGAGGCCUACGACACUUGGCUACGCGAGUACAUGUCGAUUGCUCAGGAAAUACGCGACGCCAAAACAUCGCUCAACGACGUGCUCGCCACCCACGUGCUCGCCAUGGUCCCGUCUUGCCUCGACAGCUUCCGACUCACGUUCACGGACGAGCAGCGAAACCGACGCGACCUUCCCGAACUCACGACGCUUACGGACCGCAUUCGCAUCCAGCUUCGUUCGGCAGGACUCUCGACCUCGCAUUCGGCCAUGCUUGCCACCAGCUCCCCCUGCCCCGCCUGCCGCGCUCCCGGUCACCGCCUGCGCGACUGCACUUCACGUGCGAAGCACCCGCCCACCGGCCCCUGCCGCCGAUGCCACAAGAAAGGUCACUGGGCACUCGACUGCAAGAACCGGGGUGAACAGGCACGUAGCAGCGACGACACCCAGGACGACACGUCUUCCUCCGCGGCCUCGCAACCGAACGUCGGCUAUUUCGCCUCCUGCCUCUUCGCUCGUCGCCAACUCCCAACUGACGCCUUUGUAGUCGAUUCGGGUGCCACGACACACAUGGUCGCCGACCGAUCUCUAUUCACGACUUAUCGUCAGACGGCACACACCAAGAUCGGCGGCAUCGCGGGCGGCAUCACGGCUAUCGGCAUGGGGGACGUGGCAUUCGUCGCCAAGACUGGACACCCGAUCACGCUCCGUGGUGUUCUUCACACGCCUGGCCUACACGUCAACCUCCUCUCUGUCUCUCGCCUCUGCGACACCGACCGCGUUCGUCUCGCCUUCACCAGCGACGGCAUCGACAUCGCCAAGGACGGCCGGGCCAUUGCUCACGGUACCAGGGUCAACGACGGUCUUUACCUUUUGGACGCGGAUCACACCAAGUGUCAGCAUCUUGCCUUCCUCUCACGCUCUGAGUCUCCCGUGCCCCUGCUUACCCUACACCGCUGCCUCGGCCAUCUUGCCCCAUCCUCUAUACAGAAGAUGAUUGCUGCAGGUUUGCUGGACGGGUUUGGGGCCGGGUACAGUGACAAAGACGUAGAGGAGUUUGUUUGCAAUGCUUGCCUUGGUUCCAAAGGUCACCGCCUUCCCUUUCCCGACUCUGAGUCGCAUUCCGCCGAGAGACUUGGCCUCGUGCACAGCGACGUCCUGUCGUUCCCCACUCCGUCCUUGACCGGGAAGCGCUACCUUGUCACGUUUCUAGACGACCACUCUCGCAAACUCUGGGCAUAUGCGAUCGAUCACAAAAGCGAUGUUUUCCCGACCUUCCAGACUUGGCUCGCCGAAGUGGAGUUAGAGACGAACGCGCGGUUGAGGAUCCUUCGAACCGACAAUGGCGGGGAGUACCGAUCAAACGCAUUCACGGAGUUCUGCAAAUCCAAGGGCAUUCGUCGUCAAUACUCUAUCCCUUACACGCCUCAACAAAACGGUCGCGCCGAACGUGUCAACCUCUCCAUCGUCGAGGGCGUCCUCGCUCUCCUUGCGGACGCCCGUCUGCCGGCCACCUUUUGGGAUGAAGCGGCUGCGUAUUUCGUUUAUUGCAAAAACAGGUGCUCACACUCAGCUUUGGCCAAACAGACUCCAGAAUCCGUUUGGAACGGCCAACGCACCACCGCCACCGCCCUCCACCCGUUCGGCUGCACAGCCUGGCUCACGGUCGCCCCGGACCUUCGCAGCAAGCUCGACCCCAAGGCCGCGCGCGUGAUCUUCACAGGUUACGACCUCGCCUCCAAAGCUUUCCGUUUCUUUGACCAUUCCAUCAACAAGAUUGUACUUGGUCGCAAUGCCACCUUCCUCGACGACGACUUCCCCGGCCUGCCAGUCACCACGCCCGUCGAUGCAGACGACACCGACCGUCAGUUCGUCGUUCCCGCCGACACGCCCGCCCCUGCCGUCAAGACGAGGACCCCACUAGUAAGGUCGGCGCACAUGGACGUCUCAUCCUCCCUUGAUGAUUCUGCCAUGAGCGCCGUUGACGUGGCCCCAGGGUACACUGGCGGAACCUUACUUAAUUCCACAGAUACCGAAUCGUCCUCGUCACCGUCUCCUGAGCCGUCCUCGUCACCGUCGCCCACAAACCCUUUGUCACCGUCGCCUGCGCUGUCACCGUCGUUGGCAGCGUCAUCGUCACCCUCGGUCUCACCGACCGACUCUGACUACUCCGCCGACCCUCUGGACCUCAUCGGCUCACAGACCCCGACUCGCCUUGGCCCACCGGACGUGCACCGCCCAGACUUCAGCACGUACCGUGACAGGCAACGUCGGAGGGGAUGA
Molecule: messenger RNA, 2802 nt
Organism: Microbotryum saponariae
Lineage: Eukaryota; Fungi; Basidiomycota; Microbotryomycetes; Microbotryales; Microbotryaceae
Source: the annotation of a GenBank genome assembly